Daphnia magna is the source of this 1445-nucleotide messenger RNA. RefSeq names its product N-acetylneuraminate 9-O-acetyltransferase. NCBI's taxonomy places the organism in Eukaryota, Metazoa, Arthropoda, Branchiopoda, Diplostraca, Daphniidae. The coding region runs from base 338 to 1390 and encodes 350 amino acids. The record is from RefSeq and is a predicted model, not a curated record. The transcript is spliced from 6 exons.
UCUAAACAUCCCUUUUUAGAGAGCACCUUUGACCACAGAUUAUUUCCAUAAAAUCUCUUACUCUCCCCUACUCUAAGAAUUCACGCACUGUUCUUUGGAUUUGAGAGUACCAGAUUCACCUACAUGGUUGUUCCAGUGUGGAUUUGGGUGUGAGUAGACCUACCGUGAUUUUGAUACUAUAAUAUCAGCUGUGGUUUAAAUAUUAUUUUUACGGACUUCUCCCUUUUUUGCAACAAGUACUCACGAAUUACGUCUUAACAGUGGCACAUCUUAACAGGAUUUUCGGAUUCCAUUUUUCCCUGUUGCACAAAAUUUCGGGAAAACCAAUCGUUUAGCAAUGAAUUUAAUGAGCAUAUUUCAGUUUUACUGCUUUUCAUGGCUUCUCUUUUGUGGACGUAGCGAAACACUUCAAGGCAACGUGACCAGAAUAAUAUCGUCAGAAAAUCAUCUACCCCUUUGUGUGGACAAUCUGCUAGAGCAACAAAAAUGCGACUAUCCUAAAUUGGGAAAAUGUUUCUCGGACAUUCGUCUGUCGAGUUCAAAAAUCUAUCAGCAGAAUUCAUGCAAGCUACUGCAAUACAACUCUAAACACGUAGUACUUUGUCUAGAUGCCAUCAAUAACGAGAAGUGCUACCGAAAUGAUUGCAAAAUUAAGAAACAAAAAACUUACAGAAAUUUUUCAAACAAACUGCAUUUUGUUUUUAUGGGAGACUCGAGAAUUCGCCAGCAGUUUUUUAAUUUUUUGAAGCUGAUUCCCGAUUACGAUAUGAAAACGAAACCAAACCCAAUGCCAGAUUUUAUUCAUGAGGAUGUGGAUUUCAUCAGUGACAUCCUUGGAAUACGGGUUUCAUUCUAUUGGCGCCCUCUUAUCACAAAUAACCUGACAGACACUUUGAGACUUUGGGUUUCACCAAAUGAAACUACACGGCCAUUUAUGAUUGUCCUGAGUAUGGAAUUACAUCACAUGCUAAAAAAUAAUGGUGGCGGCUAUCAGCUAUACCUAAACAAAUUAAAGGAACUAAGCUCAAUAUUGGGUCAAUUUGGUAACAUUAGCCAGAUUAUAUGGUUGCACCAAUACCCGACAAUUGAUCCCAAACAUAACGAAAUAUAUUCCGAAAAAAUAUACCGCUACAACGAGGAUAUUCGACAAAUAUUAAAGAUUUAUAGCGGUAUCCGCAUUUGGGAUUCAAGCAACCGUUUCGCCGUUGAAUACAUUCGCGGUUGUGCUGUAUAUUCCCAACGUGAAUCUCUAGGAGAUUUUUCUCUUCAGUACAUGACUUGUAGAGAUUUUAUACAUACAGGUUAUACAGCUCUAUCUUUUGCAACUCAACUUCUGUAUAAUGAUUUUUGCAACAAAAAACUGUACAAUAACAUAAGGAGCUCAACUUAAUACUUUGUAAAAAAAAACAAUGUUGGCAGUAUAAAAUUUCAAUAAAUAUUUCUCA